GAGAACAUUGUGUGAAAAUGACAAAGCAGCACGUGCAGACGGUUGCUGAGUUUCUGUAAAUUAACUAAAAAUACGGCACCGUAAAUACAAUCUGUCCUCGAUGUAUCAAAAUCAUAACGUAGGUAACAAGAAGUCAUAAAUGAUGUAUCAUAGGCAUGUCAAAAAGAAUAGAGGUGUUAUAGCAGGAAGGGGGUAAUUGGAUUGAAUGUCAGUCUGGUCAGGUGAGAACUUGCUGCUGGUAACAUGGAACUCUUAUCUUUUGCAUGACUUGGGGGGCUGUAGAUUAACUGACACUCGAUAUGAGCAGCCCGGCGAAAGGUUUUCUGCAAAAACUUGUUCGGCGGUGAAUUGAUUUCGAUACGUUAUAUUGCGUCUCUGUUGGACCAACGUAAACCCUUGGAGUUCAUUUUAUUAUCAGGCAACAGAAAACCACCUGGACUAGUACAGAAGCUUUUGGCAAUAGUUAGGACCUGGUGCAGUUGGGCUGCUGGUGGUGACCGUGAUGGUGAAACACCGUAUUUGCCAUGGUACGGUAAAGCCUCUGGUUUGUAAAUCUUUCAUAUUUCAGAAGGGAGAAAUAAUGCGUGGUUUGGCUGCUUGCUCAUGUACAGUUGAUUCAGGGCCAGGAGGCAAAAACAGCCUGUUUACUGAUCUGUUGAAAGAUGACUGACAGGCCAUUUUGACUAAUAACUCUGUCCAGCCCACUAAAUCUGGUGGUUUAAGCAUUAAGCAAAGCAUUGGGAAAUGGCCAUGCUUGAAUAAUGCACUGGUAUACCAUAAUGGAACACAGAAUGAGGUUGCUUGCAAUCUAUUGCUUGAUCCUUUCUAUGAGAAAAAACAACUCCGCUGUUUUGUGGUAAAGUAUUUCCAUAUAAAAGUGUUGCAGACAACAAAGCUACAUUGUGUUAGAUUGGCUAUUAAAUAUAAUGUGUCCCAUUAACCACUGUCUGUCUUUUUUAUGUUUUACUUGCUACAAUAAAAUGAACGUAGUUUAAGCGCCAAGAAUUCCUCCCUCUUGCGUUUCAGUAACUUAAUUGUAGGAUGUAUAAUGCCAUAAUUGAAGCGCCGUUGGAAACACAACUGCUCACAUCAGGAAAAUUCUAGGGUUUGUGUAUGUACCGGUACCAAUCUGACACAUUUUUCUUUCUGAGAGAAUUCUCUGAGGAUAUGGUUUAUCUCCUCAGAACGGGAUGUUUGGUGUCCUUCCAAGACCGUUGCGCGGCAUUUGUGUGGGUGUCGAGUAGGAAACUGGGAGAGGGCAGAAAAAUAAUGCUCUCAGUUUCACGGCCGCCGGCGAGCCUUAAUCUAUAAAUCACCUGUUGGCACGAGCACCUGCGGCGGAGGUUGAUCUUUCCUGUUCGCAGACCGUGACAUCCGCGCUCUGCUGCGGCGCGCUCCCGAGUCUCGCGAAACGAAAUGGCAGUGUGCUAUUGGUCUGAAAGUCAAAGCUUAUUCCGAGUGUGGGCGAGCGAUGGGUGGCGGGGGCACCCGAGCACGCUCCCGAGCCUGUGCGUGAGAACAGAUUUUAAGCGCAGCGCUUCUGGAUAGUUGUAGAAUCCGCUGGCUUCGUUUGAGAGGAGCGUCGGAGCCGGUGGCUGACCUGUGGUUGCCCGCUCUCCGCUCGGUCGCUAGGACAGUCGCUGUGAGAGGGCAGGGGUCUGUCGGGAUGUGUCGGAUGUGCGCUUUACAGCACGGCCAUUAAGAGGACUGCUGCUGCUCGCACAUCUGUGUGCGUGUGUGUGUGUGUGUGUUUGCGUGUGUGCGUGUUUACUUGAGUGUGUGUGCUUGGGUGUGUGUGUGUGUUUGUGUGUGUGUGCUCGUAUACGUGUGUGUGUGUGUUUUGCGUGUGUGUGUUUGCGUGUGCGAACGUGUGCAUGUGUGUGUGUGGACAGCCGUUGUGUCUUGUGUUUCAAACAUGCUGGGAUGGGGUGGGUUGUGCCUGUGUGUGGCUGAGCAUCGCCCUGGGACUGCAGUGAGUGAGCGUGACGACGGUUCAUUGUAGGGCCGAAAGUGGGGGUGGGGGGCAGGGCGGGGGGGUGCGGAGAGAGGCAUUAUGGGUACCCCCACGCUUUUGGAGUGUUUCGGCCGCACGCGGAGACCCCAGGCCCAGCAGGGCUCCCACCGACCUCACCGGCUUGUCAGAGCCUUCCAGCCAAUCCGGUGCCACCCUGAGACUCAGCCACGCCCACGGAGCUUCCCUCGGGUGAAUGGCCACUCCAAGACGGACCGCCCGGCGCGCGACUCCGCCAUGGGCUGCGACAGCGCCUCCAUGAUGAGCAGCGAGCUGGAGUCCAGCUCCUUCAUCGACAGCGAGGAAGAGGAGGACGCCAGCAGGCUCAGCAGCUCCACGGAGCAGAGCUCCUCCUCCCAGCUCAUGAGGAGGCACAAGCGGAGGCGCCGGCGGCACAAAGUGCCCAAAAUCGACCGGUCCUCUUCGUUCAGCAGCAUCACAGACUCCACCAUGAGCCUGAACAUCAUCACCGUCACCCUGAACAUGGAGAAGUACAACUUCCUGGGCAUCAGCAUCGUGGGGCAGAGCAACGACCGGGGCGACGGGGGCAUCUACAUCGGCUCCAUCAUGAAGGGGGGGGCCGUGGCUGCCGACGGGCGCAUCGAGCCGGGGGACAUGCUGCUCCAGGUGAACGACGUGAACUUUGAGAACAUGAGCAACGACGACGCCGUCAGGAUCCUCAGGGAGAUCGUCUCUAAGACCGGGCCCAUCAGUCUGACAGUGGCUAAGUGCUGGGACCCCUCUCCCCGCAGCUACUUCACCAUCCCCCGAGCUGAGCCUGUGAGGCCCAUUGACCCUGCAGCCUGGAUCUCCCACACCACAGCACUGACUGGCUCCUUCCCUCAGUACGAGUUCGACGAUCUGCCGCUGUCCGUCAGCAAGACGGACAUGGCAACCAUCGUCAAGGUGAUGCAGCUGCCAGAUUCGGGCCUGGAGAUCCGAGACAGGAUGUGGCUGAAGAUCACCAUCGCCAACGCCGUCAUCGGUGCGGACGUGGUGGACUGGCUGUACUCGCGGGUGGAGGGCUUUAAGGACCGGCGGGACGCGCGGAAGUACGCCAGCAGCCUGCUGAAGCACGGCUACCUGCGGCACACCGUCAACAAGAUCACCUUCUCCGAGCAGUGCUACUACACCUUCGGCGACCUGUGCCAAAACAUGGCGUCCCUAAAUCUGAACGAGGGCUCCAGCGGGGGCGGCUCGGAGCAGGACACCCUGGCCCCCUUACCCCCACCCGCCACCAACCCCUGGCCCCUGGGGGGCCAGCCGUUCCCCUACCCGGGGUACCCCAGCGCACCCCCCGGCUUCCCCCCCGGCUACUCGGACCCUUGCCACAGCUUCCACAGCGGCAGUGCGGGGAGCCAACAGAGUGAGGGCAGCAGAAGCAGCGGCUCAAACCCCAGUGCCGGGAAAGGCCGACGCCCCUCGCCGCGAGAGAAGGACCGCAAGUCGACGGGCAGCGGGGGCAGCGAAUCAGAGCCGGCCACCCGGGGAGGGAGGCGGAGCGAGAGGUCGGCCAGCCAGAUGAGCCACCGCAGCCACGCCCACUCGACUCGUAGCCACGCCCACUCCUCCCACAGUCACGCCCACUCCUCCCACAGCCACGCCCACUCGGGCUACAGCCACGCCCACUCCCACAGGAGCCGCGCCCCCUCCCACCGCAGCCACGGCCACUCCGCCCACAGCCGCGCCUCUUUCUCGUACAGCCACGCCCCCUUCACCCAGCACAGCCACGCCUCCUGCACUCACAGCGAGCGGAGCCAGGCCUCCUCCUACGGGCCGCCCGGCCUGCCCCCGCCCUACAGCCUGGCCCGCCUGGCCCCCAAGCCCUCGUCCAGCUGCGGGCCCCCGGGAGCCCCGCCGGUGCGCGAGCUGGCCUCCGUCCCGCCGGAGCUGACCGCCAGCCGCCAGUCCUUCCAGCACGCCAUGGGCAACCCCUGCGAGUUCUUCGUUGACAUCAUGUGACCGACCGCGCGCUGCCUUUCUUUAAAAGCACACGGCGCUGCUCUGCUAUUUCCCCUCGGAAACGCCUGUCCCUGAACACUCUGAACCCCCCACCUGUCCCUGAACACUCUUAACCCCCCCGCCUGUCCCUGAACACUCUUAACCCCCCCACCUGUCCCUGAACAC
Molecule: messenger RNA, 4138 nt
Organism: Anguilla rostrata (American eel)
Lineage: Eukaryota; Metazoa; Chordata; Actinopteri; Anguilliformes; Anguillidae
Product: segment polarity protein dishevelled homolog DVL-1-like
Exons: 13
Coding region: 2054-3973 (639 amino acids)
Biological process (GO): canonical Wnt signaling pathway; intracellular signal transduction
Cellular component (GO): cytosol
Molecular function (GO): frizzled binding
Source: RefSeq, a predicted model, not a curated record